UCCUGCAGUGUAAACAACAAGAUUUGUCAGACAGGACCUCCAGGUCCUCCAGGUGCCCACGGGUAUCCAGGGUACAAAGGAGAAAAAGGAGUUACAGGGAAAACCGGCUCAAGAGGCCCUCCUGGCCCAAUCGGGGCUCCAGGCGCGAGUGGCAAAAGAGGACCCGUGGGACCUCAGGGAGUAAAAGGCGACAAGGGCGACAAAGGGUCCGUUGGAGCACCUGGGAUUAGAGGAGAGACUGGAACAAAGGGUCGUAAGGGACAACAAGGAUCUAUUGGCUUAAAAGGAAGCAAAGGCAGCAGAGGAUUGGUUGGUAUUCAGGGACCAAAGGGACAAUGUGUUGUUCCACCGAAGAUCAGUGUAUAUCCAGUAUCUCAGGAAGUCUUUGUGGACGAGCCCGUAAUAUUUUAUUGUUGGGUUCAAGGCCAUCUUUCGUCCAAGAUAACGUGGCGUAAACUUGGAGAUACUCUAUCUGAUGCUAUUGUGGAAGAUGGUGCGCUUCGAAUAAGCAACGUGCAAAGGUCACAUGCUGGGUCGUAUGUGUGUACAGCUCACACUGGUUUGGGAAUUUUCCGAAUAAUAAGCAGGUUGCGUUUAAAAGGUAGGAUCUUUAUUUCUUUGCUCUUUUAAAUUUUUUGUCUGCUCAUUCGAUGGUUUGGAUUCUUUUAGAGCAACCUAGGUUUACCAACAGGCCCCUUACAUUGGUAACUCCAGUGCAAGGAACCAUUACUACCCUCUGCUGCGAAGCCUCAGGUUCUCCUCGUCCCAAAGUUGACUGGUCGCGGGCUCAAAAGUCUUCUGUCUCAUUUCCGGUUUCCCAGGAAGCAGGAUGUCUGGUGGUAAAUACGGCUGAAGAGAAUGUUGAGGGAGAUUAUAUCUGUCGGGCUACAAACAGCAUCGGAUCAGCGGUUACGAAAACCACAGUGAUUUUGACCAGAUCUUCAGGUAUUUUUGUAUAUUAAUUUAGCUGUAGACAAAUGGUUUAACUGGACAAAACAGUUCGUGGCUGGUAUGAUGCCAGUCUGGUCUUGUCUGGUCUGGCCUGGUCUGGGCCGAGGCUCAUUAGAAACUUUUCAGAAUUUCUCUGCAAAAUCGUCCAGCAACGCGCUUACAGUCCUGUUGGCAAAUUCAAUAUGUUAGUAAUCUGGACCUUUCAUUAACCGCUCGUUCUCGAGAGCACAUGUGCACAGAUGUAUGCCUGCUAUGUUGAUCUUAUCAUUUUAGGCUGUACACAUUAAUCAAAAAUGAUACAGCAACUAGAUGAACCCAUGUUUAAAUAUAAAGAAAACCUUGAAAUACAAUAGCAUGAUCCCCUUAGGUCUCCUACAGCUGUGCGUCAUAUCAGUAAGUUCCUUAGAAAUAUUCAGUAACAGGAUAGGCCGAGAGACAAACCUAUCAAGUUCUUGCAAGAACGUCAGAUACUGUAAAAAAGAGCUCUUGAACAAUUCAGCGAUACACCACCAAUAUCUUAAUGGAUGAUUGUUCAGUAAGUCCCUUUGAUCGACCUAAUUCAGAUCUUGCUACAUUUGUGUUUUGGGAAGGUUUGGAACGCUCAGUAAUACUUGCUAAUGAUACCAAUUACCUGAACACAUUAAGCAAGUGGCUAACGCCUGUUAUCGUAACCAAAUCUAUUGACUGGAAAAGAUGUUGGCGAGCAUCAGUAGAUGGUUGGACCAGUACUACCUUCCACUCAUUGUGCAAUAACAAAGGGCCGACAGUAACUAUAAUCCGUGUGGGAAAAUACAUCUUUGGUGGAUACACCAGCACAUCAUGGAGUAAGUGAAUGAUUGACAAUGAAACCGAAAACUUACAUCGUAUUCAAAUUUAGAAUGUGACACUUUAGACGUAAGAAAUAACCUUGUGUGUUAGACGCCUAGGAUAGCGUCUCUGAGCACUGGCGACCCAAGCUCCAGCUGUAAGAUGAUCAUACGAAAUAACAGUCAUGGCGAAAUUUUAAUAGUUUGUAUGGGAAUAUUUACGACCGCUAUAGGGAAUAAAAAAAAUUAGUCAAAUUCUCACAAAAAAUACUUCACCUUCAAAAAUACUUCCGUAGUGCGUCGCUUGUUAUCUGACCGCUUACUGCGUUGAAAGGAACUCAUUUUAGCGAGUUAUCAAUUUCAAGGUUUUUUACGCACAUGGGAAAAGCCCAAGGCUGCACAAUCCAUUUCCGAACACCCGAUCCGAGAAGCGAAAAAUCAAAAUGGCCGGGCGGCCACAAAUCCAACGCAGAAUUCAAGUACAUAUACUUUAGUUUCAUUUCAAUUCGCUACAAGAUCAAUCUUUCCCGUGAAGCCGACGCUAAGCCGCAGUUUGCUUCAAAAGUUUCCAGUUUGGACGUUUCCAACGGCCCGCGUACACAUUCACCUUGACACACGACCGUUGAAAACCAGCUUUGUAACCCUGCCUCCUUUUAAACUGAGCCUCGCUGAGGACCACACCGUCACUUGGCAUGAACAAACUGUGUUAGAACCACGGGUGCCAAGGGACGGCGUGGACCCCAGCGAGGCUUCGUUUAAAAGAGAGGCAGGGUUACAAAGCUGGUUUUCAAAGGUCGUGUGUCAAAGUAAUGUGUAUGCGGGCCGUUAGAAACGUCUUAACAUAAGUGGCCUACAUAAGUGAGCUGAUUUCUGUUAUAAACACCGGAAGAUAUGAUAGGUAUAUUUCUUUUUGGAAAUUAAAAUGGUUAUGAUUAAUUGGUACCAGAACCUCUUGUCGUCCAAUUCUGUCUGUAAUCACACUCGUUAUUAACAAGUCAAUUUUGUUAAUCACUCGUAUGAUUACAGAUAGAAUUGGACUCCACUCUGUCUUAUUACCAUUAUAAAUUAGUUUCAGGUUGUAGAUAUAGGCACUCCUCGAGCGCCUUUUUGUUCUCAUUGGCAAACAAGCCAGGCUGGAGACCAGUUAAACUGUCUCAAACAGGACGGUAUAGCUCUGAAGGCUAUUCCAUAUACGAUUGUUCAAGCAGUGGACCUUCAUUUGGCGGAGGAACCGAUAUCCACAUUGUCGGCUACGCGUCAUCCAACACAAUUUCUUCUUCAAACCUUGGACACACCUACAGUGCACCAUCUGGCCACAGUUAUGGCAGCUCCUUCACCAAAUCAUUCCUGGCAGGAAGUAAAAACUUUCAACCCGAUGAAGUUGAAGUAUUCUAUGUAAGCUACUAGAAAGAAAUGAACUGAAGUAACGAUGAUAUUCAUCCUAUUUCGACCUAUUUACUAUCAAUAGAGACAGACUUUUCUGUCUGGGUUGCCUGUGGGUUAAGGCCCCAAACUGAGAUAAAGCUUGGACAGAUCACUUUAGGUAGUAGCACAAAACUGUUCUACUAUGUAAACAAGAAUCAUCAUUUGAGUCGUUGGAGAGAGUGCGCAAAUUGAUCAAAGUGACGCUAUGGUGAACUCGUGGAUAAACUGUGCAGAAUAUUAUAAGAAUAUGCAGUGACUGUACUAAACUGUCAAUUAGUCGGUGAUUCCAAGAUACAGAAUCAAGCCAUUAUCUCCAAAUUGAUCCGCCUUAUCCAACAAUCGGUCCGCCAUCUUUAAUAAGAUGUAUGUAAGUAAGUAAGUAAAGACUUUACUUAGAGAGGGUAGCACUAAAAUAAUAUAGAAAUACUAACAAACCAGUGGCCCUCUAAAAUUAUGUACGAUACGGAUGUUAAAAACUAUGGCAUAACUAUGAGAUAAUAUAACGAAUAAAAAUACAAGAGAUAAGAGAUAAAAUCAAUUAAAAGUACAAAAGUAUAACUAAAUCACAGAAUAAAAUGAUUUAAAAGCUGCUGUUCUUCAAAAAAAAUUUUCCAAAGAGAGUUCCUAAAAGAAUUAAGCGACGCUAUUUUCCGCAUAGAUAGCGGUAAGCUGUUCCAGGUUUGACAGGCAGUCACAGUCAAUGUUCUUCCUCCUUCAGGUUUACGUUUGAUAACAGGGCGAGCAAUAUUGAAGUUGGCAUACCUAGUCUGCCGUGAAUGAGUGUCGCUAGUAAGCUUUAGUAAACUUUUAAGAUAGGUUGGUACAUACCCCUGUAAACGCUUGUAUAUAAUACAGCAUUUAGUUAGUUUAGCCUGUUCGAAAAAAAUGGUAUCCAGUUUUAGUUUAUUACCGGUCUUAUCAUGGUGUUAUAAAAAAUAAGUCGAUGUUUUAGAGGUAGACAAUAUUUAAUUCUCUUUCAAAUGCCUAUCCGCUGCUAGAGCUUUUUACUCAAUUUCUCCACAUGAGGGAUAAAUGUUAGUUCGUGGUCGAUUUCUAGUCCCAAAAGCUUUGCACAACGAACAUUCUCAAGUUGUUUUCCAUUAACAACUACAGCAAGGUCAUGGUUAAUUCUGGUAGAAAGUAUGUAACCUAUUUCGACCUGAUGAAGUUGAGGUGUUUUACGAAACUACUUGAAGCAAACGAAUUCCUAUUUACUGACAAUGGAGACAGGGUUGCCUGUGGUAAACAAGUAUUAUCCUUUUGAGUCAUUGAUGAGAGUGCGCAAAUUGAUCAAAGUGACGCUAUGGUGAACUCGGGGAUAAACUCUGCAAAAUAUUAUAAGAAUAUGUAGCGAUUGUACUAAGCUUUCAGUUAUUAUGUAGUUUCAAGAUACAGAUUAACUACUAACCCCUAAGCCAUUAUCUCCAAAUUGAUCCGCUUCAUCUGACAAUUGGUCCGCCAUCUUUGAUAAAGUGUAUGCAACCUAUUUCGACCUGAUGAAGUUGAAGUGUUUUAUGAAACUACUUGAAGCAAACGAAUUCCUAUUUACUGACAAUAGAGACAGGGUUGCCUGUGCCUUAUGGUCACAAAGAUAAAGCUUGAACAUCAUUUUUAGUCGUAAGUGAGAGUACGAAAAUAAGACAUAUGCUCUCCUCAGACUCUUUCGGCCGUGGUAACGCCAGAAAUUUGCAUAUCGAAUAUACCGAGAUUCUCAUAUCCACAAGUAAAAAAAAGGGCUAGGUUUGUGUGUACUUUGUUAUAAGGGGUAAAAUGGAUAGUUAACUCCAAUUGAAUGUUUCUUGCAAGAUUAUAUAUUUCCCAGUAGCGCAGUAUUUUUCUGAGCCUCACAGGGACGAGGGAAAACAUGAGCAAUAGGCAAAAUGUCAAUUCGUAUUAUUUGUGCAACCAUCGAAUGAGAAAAUUAUUAUUACAUUUUGUAUCAUACGAAAGCGUUAUCGUGCAAGAGUCACUCAGAUUGAAGGAUUCGUCACCGUGCCCUCUGAAAAAAAAAAAAACAUUUAUUUCCCAGUACAAUCUCAGUACAAGAAAUUAGCUGAGUGCUCCUCACAUUAUUCGAUUCUACGAAUCUUGCCAUUAAUGUGCAUCAUGCAGCUAGGUAAAUGGCAAAGGCGUCAAUUUGAGUUUUUGUCAAUAACAGGUCUGGGCAAGUACUGCUUCAACAUAUCACAUAGCAAACUAUGUUCACGUCAAGGUUUUAAUUUGUGAAAUACUUUGCUUGAGUUGGAUGUCAAAUUGAACCAAUUCAAACGCCCCUCUAAGUUCUAUUAUAAUAAAGUUCGGAUAUAACGCACGCUGUCAUUGGUUGAAAGAGCGUGCUCUAUGAGAGUAUAGAGCAUAGAGCCGAGCUAAAGCUAUCACGCCAUCUGCCAAAUUGUACCAUGUUCGACCUUUUUCCGGGAAAUCUUUUUUAGCUUUUUUUCGAUAAUUGAAAGUGAAAUUUCGAAACAAGCGAGCCGGCAAGUAACAACAGAAGAACCAAACAAAGGUUUGUAAACAUACCAGGCGCCGUAAUUUACGUUAUUAAAACGUAAGCAGAUACGAAAAUCCUCAAAGGAAAAAACAAAUAGACAUUCCGAGUUUUAAAGAUUUUCACGCUCAGUUAGAUUGCCAGCUUACGUACGGUAAUAAAAAUCAAACACAGCCAACACUCGUAUAGUAUACAAAGUUCAGUGUUCAAAACAAAACAGAACAAAACAGAAAUGAUGACCAAAAUAUAACCAAACUGGCAUAACUGUUAAAAUUCAUACCAAUCAUGACGGUGUCAGAGCGAGCCGAGUUUUGCGGCGCUGUCAUCUCGAGCGAUCUUCAUGUUCCGGUGAAUUCGGCUGUCGUUCAUUCAAAAAACACUCGCCUUGGACAGUUUAUUUUCUACCUUGUCAUGUGAAAAAACUCGCGUGUUUUUAUGAGCCAUAAUUCGGCUGAGGUUCACCGAACAUUUCACUUCAAGAUUCUGUAUUAGAGACUUAAAAAAAAUCAGGCAAAAGUGUUAAAUUCGACCUACCGAACUAUUUUAGUUUGUAAACAAUCGCAGAAGGUGAACUUUGAUGGUUUUUGAACUUUGAUGGUUUGACACUUUUGACAGCUUUAGUCUUGUACAGCCAAUCAGAUUGUUUGAACCAUUCUAACAGGGAUUGUGGAUUAGUUAAUGUUUUCAACUUAGCUUCAUUUGCGAUUCCUUUUUUGAAUUUCGUGCAUCGUUUUUCUCCGGAACAAAGACAACGUGCGAAAAACUUCAGAGGGAAGUUUCAAGCUUACGGUCAUCCCCAAAACAUUUUGUCGAAGAAAUUAUUUUCAUUCCGAUACAAGUGUUGAGCUUUUAACCUCAUUUAAGUAUUCUUAAGCAGCCUUAAUAAUAAAUCAGCGUAGCUUCAAGGGGUUAUCUGUGUCAGAGAAAUUUGAAAAGCUGACAUCUACGAUGGGAGUAUUGUCAAUGAGUAUUCAGACGUUUUCUCCUCCAACUGAUUAUUCAUUUUCUUUUCACUUCUAUUUCAUACUCACCCCUGCACUAAAAAAAAAACUUCGGUCAAAGACCUCCUCUCAAGAAAUUUAAUCUGUAUUGUCUGACAACGGCGUAAGUGAUAUUUUAAGCUAUUGGGAGUACACUUAAACAGCUCAGCGCUGAGAGGGAAGUUUCAUCUUAAAUUGCGUUUUUGAGCCAUAUUAGUCCUUACGAACGCACCAUGUUCCUCCUGUUUUAAAGAUCGUCAAUACAGAAAUGGAUGCAAAGAGGAAUAUCUGCACGAAAUCUAGUGAAAAGAUCAGGAUAAUUUCCGUGACUAUUUCAGUGACUUCUUUAACUCUUGUGACAUUGCUGUUUAUGAGGAUCGAGUUUGUGUAUAACAAUUCGAAAGCGCUGGAAAUAAGGCUUGAAAACCGAAUUCAGCGGAUUGACGAUGACCUGAAAACAAAUAUAGAGAGAAUAGUUAAGAAGAGUUUACAAAUUUAUGAAACUGCAUCCACAACAAGGAGAAAGGAAAAGCCUGAUGUUAUCUUUGGUAAGUCAUUGGUUACACGUACAUCAGUUCUGGUAGCUUUUAACAUUUUGUAACAUUAAUAACCAACACAAACUGCAUCACAGCACAAAAUGAUUUCUCGUUAGUUUGCCGCUUAAUUCUAUUAACAGAAUACUCGCUAUAGUUCUACUGCCGUUUAUUGUGAAAUAAGACAGAGCUAAAAUAUAUCUUAAGUUGUAUUUUAUUUGUAUGUUAUCCUUCUACUACGGGUAUUUUUGGAAAGGUCAAACUCAACUGACGUUUAAAGUCUGAAUUAUUUUCUUUUUUCACAAGCUUCAUGCGAAAGAACACGCGUAAGGUAAUCAACUAGUGAGCGUUCUUAUUGAUUUGCUUUACUCAAGAAACUGUAUGGUUAUCGAAAACAUCUGCUUUCACAUAAUACAGUAAUGUAAGGUGACAUGCAUUCGUGCGUCAGGCCACCAAAAAAUGCAAAUUGGAUCAGGUAACAUUUUGUUGAACCAAAUCGAAGUUAUGACUCCUACUGUUUUAACUUCUUGAAACACGGCAGUAUAUAUCCUCAUUCUCUCAGACUAAUGUGUUUGAUUACCGCCAAUUUUUAGCACUGAAAGAACAGGACUUUGAGUACGAUGCUCAAUGAGCUUACUUGAAAUCUCGCAGCUGAAAAUUCUCAGGACUAAAUGCAGCUUCGGACGGUCCUCGGGCUAUUCAACAAAAUUUAUAGAAGUAAAGGGUUCCUUUUAUGAAUUGUUUUUUGUUCUUUAACUCUGACUCCAUUUCAUGUUCAUAUAUUCAUUUUUGCGCCGAUUUUGUGAGAAUAUUAAUGUUUUAACAAUUGCAUAUUCCUCUUUUGUUUUUAUUUUACCUUUCCUGUCUCUUUACCGCAAACAUCGAUUGAUAAACGACUACAUCAAUUAAGAUUAUUCUUUCGCACUUUAAAAUGCAUUAUUUCAUUGAUCUCCUGAGAAAUAUUUGUCAUCGUAACUUGUGCGGGUUUUGAAAGCAAAGUAGGAAGUGUGUCAUCAGUUAACCGUGAUCAUCAAAGAGAGAGAAGAAAUGUUGCUGCAGGAACAAUAACUUUACAGCAAGUCCGCCAAGAAAUCAACAACAAACUCAAUCAAUCCUGCAGUGUCAACAACAAGAUUUGUCAGACAGGACCUCCAGGUCCUCCAGGUGCCCUCGGCUAUCCAGGGUACAAAGGAGAAAAAGGAGCGACAGGGAAAACCGGCUUAAGAGGCCCCUCGGGUGCUAUCGGGGCUCCAGGCACCAGUGGCAAAAGAGGAGCUGUGGAACCUCAGGGAGUAAAAGGCGACAAGGGCGACAAAGGGUCCGUUGGAGCGCCUGGGAUUAAAAGAGAGACUGGAACGAAGGGUCGUCAAGGACAACAAGGAUCUAUUGGCUUAAAAGGAAGCAAAGGCAGCAGAGGAUUGGUUGGUAUUCAGGGACCAAACGGAGAAUGUGUGGUUCCACUGAAGAUCAGUGUGUAUCCAGUAUCUCAGGAAGUAUUUGUGGAGGAGCCUGUAAUAUUUUGCUGCUGGGUUUAAGGCCAUCUGUCGUCCAAGAUAACGUGGCGUAAACUUGGAGGUACUCUAUCUAAUGCUACUGCGGAAGAUGGUACGCUUCGAAUAAGCAGCGUACAAAGUUCACAUGCUGGGUUGUACACGUGUACAGCUCACACUGGUUUGGGAAUGUUACGAAUAUUAAGCAGAUUGCAUGUAAAAGGUAGGGUCUUUCACUUUUGAGCGAUUUUCAGCUUUGCAUUCACUUACAAAGUAGGUAAUGCCCCUAAUAUAAUCAUCAUGGUUAUUCAGGUCUAUGAAUUAAGACUUUUCUACAACCAAGAAAAUAUAAACUGAAUAUAACUUUUUAAGACCUUCACCAAGCUUGUUUUGUGCCUGUUAAAUUGGUUUUUUUCUUUCUUCAGAGCCACCUAAAUUUACCAACAGGCCUCCUACAGUGGUCGGUGCAAUUCCAGGAACUAAUGUGACCCUCUACUGCGAGGCCUCAGGUUCUCCUCGUCCAAACGUAGAAUGGUUCCAGGCACAAAAGUCUUCUGUCUCAUUUCCUGUUUUUCAGGAAGAUGGAUGUCUUCAAAUUAAGAUGGUUAAAGAAGACGUAGAUUUCAUCUGCCGGGCUAAAAACAGCUUCGGAUUGGCAGAGACAACAACGACGGUGAUAGCAGAAGUAUUAGGAGGUAUUAUUUAUUACUUUUGCUGCGAGGCUUUGAAAAUAUGUAGUUGGAAGGUAGUGUCCCUUGUCUUAAUAGCGCGAUAUGUUUGUUAAAUGGGUCCAGCAUUUAAAAAAUAUCCCAAAACCGCCCUUGGUUAGCUCAAGGUGUAGAGCACCGAACUGCCAUGCGAAAGGUCGAGGGUUCCACACUCAGGAUCUUAAAAUAACUGAAGUGAAUGUGCUGCCACUACCUUAACAUCUGCAAGUAGUUAAACAUUGUAGUCUUCUCGGAUAAAGACGAUAAAAUCCUACGUCUCUCUGUACUGGUUAGCAGGGGACUUUAACGAACUCACGCACUUCUCGCAAAGAGUAGCGAACAUAUCUCCCAGUGUUGUGCUCUGGCCUUGUUAUUAUUUAUACCAGCCCUAUUAAACAAACUCAAAGCUGAAAUGGGCCAACAAGUCUACCUGUUGUUUAUGAAUAAAUUAAAUUUUACAGUAAAAAGAUACAAAAACAUUUGCUGCUGUUGCUACUAGUUCAUUCUCAUUUGGGAUUAAAUUGUGUUCGGGGACCAAAACCGAAAUUGAUCCCUUUUUAAUUGAGCAGUUAAAACAGGCUGAGGUAUCUUUAUUUUUCAGAUUUGAAGCAAUCAGUAACACUGGCAUAUAAUGUUCAUUACCUGCGCAAUUUGAAAAUUUGAUUAAACCCUGUUGUGCAGAGCCAGUCCUCGUACUGGAAGCGCUGCUGGCGAGCAUCCGUGGAUGGUUGGGCCAGCACUACCUACACUCAAAUUGUGACAACAAAGGGCCCACAGUGA
This is a messenger RNA of Pocillopora meandrina, 10160 nucleotides long. NCBI's taxonomy places the organism in Eukaryota, Metazoa, Cnidaria, Anthozoa, Scleractinia, Pocilloporidae. The record is from the annotation of a GenBank genome assembly.